This is a messenger RNA of Glossina fuscipes, 423 nucleotides long. RefSeq names its product NADH dehydrogenase [ubiquinone] 1 subunit C2 (gene ND-B14.5B). Gene Ontology annotation, biological process: mitochondrial electron transport, NADH to ubiquinone. The record is from RefSeq and is a predicted model, not a curated record. The transcript is spliced from 3 exons. Lineage: Eukaryota; Metazoa; Arthropoda; Insecta; Diptera; Glossinidae. Gene Ontology annotation, cellular component: mitochondrial inner membrane. The coding region runs from base 45 to 398 and encodes 117 amino acids.
UUUUCUUUUUUUUACUGUUGUGUUGAAAGUAUAUCGUUCAAACGAUGGGUUCUGAUGUUAUUGAUCCUUUGGAAUUAUUGACGGAUAAAGUCGGACGGCAGCCAAGAUUUUUAAGUUCGGUGUACAAUCCGGUUGCCUGUGCUGCGGCCGGUUUUGGUUUGGCGGCUUUUCUUAAUUGGGGUUUUCGUAGGCCAGCUUUCAGCGGCAUUCAAAAGCAUAUCGCCUUUGCUAUAGCUGGCGGAGUAUUCGGCAUAUAUAUAGACAAGAAACGCGAUGAAUACUUAGCUACCCGUGAUGCUAUACUCCGGCACUAUGUGCAGCUUCAUCCCGAUGAUUUUCCUCCAAUACAGCGUAAAAAGUAUGCUGAUGUGCUCGAGAGAUGGGUGCCUAUACGUUAAGAGAUCGAUAAAUCAAUAAAAAAAA